AUGGACACUCUAUUUCCAGCACUCCUCUGGGAUUCAACCCAGAACACUUGUCAACUAGCCCAUCAGUUUGUGCUUCCAUGGCUUGUGCCACGAAGAACAAAAUCGACUAUGCUUGUUUUGCCUACUGGUGCUGGUAAAUCACUGUGUUAUCAGAUACCAGCAAUGGUUUUCUCAGGAGUUACACUUGUGGUGAGCCCUUUAGUGGCAUUGAUGAUUAAUCAGUUGAAACAGCUGCCUCCUGUGAUUCAAGGUGGCCUUUUGUGCAGCAGUCAGACACCCCAAGAAGCUAGUGAGACACUAAGGUUGCUGCAAGAAGGGGGCAUAAAGGUGCUUUUUGUUUCACCAGAGAGGUUCUUAAAUGCGGAAUUCUUGUCGAUUCUCUCACCUAUUCCCAUUUCACUUCUUGUGGUAGAUGAAGCUCACUGUAUUUCUGAAUGGUCACACAACUUCCGGCCUUCAUAUAUGAGGCUCCGUGCAUCUUUACUUUGCACCAGGCUCAAUAUUGGAUGCAUUCUUGCAAUGACUGCAACUGCUACUACAACAACUUUGAAUGCUAUCAUGUCUGCUCUAGAGAUUCCUUCCACCAACCUCAUUCAAAAUGCCAAGUUGAGGGAUAAUAUGCAAUUGUCAGUAUCUUUGAGUGGAAAUAGAACGAAAGAUUUGCUGACAUUAAUUAAGUCUCCUCCCUUCGUAGAACUUCAAAGCAUCAUUAUAUACUGCAAAUUUCAGUCUGAAACUGAUAUAAUAAGCAGAUACUUAUGCGAUAACAACAUCUCAGUAAAGAGUUACCAUAGCUCUAUCACUUCAAAAGAUCGCAGCCGUAUACAAGAACUGUUUUGUUCAAACAAGAUUAGAGUGGUGGUUGCAACUGUGGCUUUUGGCAUGGGUCUUGACAAGAGGGAUGUUGGAGCCGUAAUUCAUUAUAGUAUGCCAGAAAGCUUGGAAGAGUAUGUUCAGGAGAUUGGACGUGCUAGACGAGAUGGGAGAUUGUCCCAUUGCCAUCUCUUUUUUGAUGAUACCACCUAUUUCAAGCUUCGAAGUUUUAUGCACAAUGAAGGAGUAGAUGAAUAUGCAGUAAACAAGUUCCUCUGCGAAAUAUUUUCCACUGACAUGAAGCACCCGGGGAAAAUCCAUGCAAUAAUCAAAGACUCUUCAUCUCGCAGAUUUGAUAUGAAAGAAGAGGUUAUGCUCACACUCUUAACACAGUUGGAGUUGGGUGAAGUGCAAUACAUUCAUCUACUUCCACAGCUAAAUGGUACUUGCACUUUGAAUUUCUACAAGACUUCUCCAAUGUUGCUUUCUGACAAGGAUAAUGUGGUUUCAGUAAUUCUUAAAAAGUCUGAAACUAAGCAAGGUCAAUAUGUAUUUGACAUACCUACCGUGGCAAAUAGCAUCGGGGUUACAACUACUGAGCUAUCAAAUCAUCUAUAGAAUUUGAAGUUGAAGGGCGAAAUAACAUAUGACGUCAAGGAUCCUGCCUAUUGUUAUUCAAUCGUGGAAGUCCCAAGGGAUUUUUGUUCUCUCUCAAGGCAUCUUACAAAAUGGUUAUUGGAGGUCGAAUGUUUUAAGGUACAAAAACUAGAUGCAAUGUUUAACGCAGCAAUCUUUGCUGUGAAUGAUUGCGAGAAGAUGCAAGGCUGCCAUGGUACCCAGCACACACCAUGUUUGCAACGAAAGAUCUUGGAUUACUUCAAGGAUGAUGGUAGACGUGAUAUCCCUAACAAGAUGGGACAAAGCAGCCCUUUUUUACGAGCAGAUAUAAAGGUGUUUCUGCAGGGCCAUUCACAGGCCAAAUUUACCCCCCGAGCCAUUGCAAGAAUAAUGCGUGGCAUUGCUAGCCCAGCCUAUCCAUCUACAACUUGGUCUAGAACUCAUUUCUGGGGAAGGUAUACGCAGAUUGACUUCCAAGUGGUCAUGGAAGCUGCGAAGGUGGAACUCAUGAAUUUUGUUGGGAAGGAUGCCCUCUAGACUUUAAGGAUCAGGCUUCAUGUCGCAUGGAACUAUUUUGGAGGGGACUGAAGGAUAGUUAGUGGUGUGGUUGGAUCUAUGGAUUACGAAAAGGCAUGCAUCCUCAAACCAGUCUAUGUCAACACAUGACUUCAGAAAUCAAAUUGCAAUGACUACGGAGUUAUUAUAGAUUCAUUUCAAUUACAGACUGGAGCAGGUAUUUUGUGCAUCAAUUAUAUGAGAGAGAAAGAUUUAAAGGUGGUAAAUCAAUAAUGUCACAGACGUCUCAAUACUGGUUUGGAUAGUCUGCUAUCAACAACAGUGAACAUUGUGCACGAUCUGAUUUUUUCUGCUUGGUCGAGUCUAGGAGCGUGUCAAAGGGAAAGGAUUUUACAGAAACAGGCUAGAGACUAGAGUUUCCAUUGGGGACUGCUGAGCGUGACCGCGUUAUCUUUUAGUUCGGGAGUACCAAGUGCUAGCUACAUAAGUGAAGGACCUGUGUUUUUAUCAUCACUCCAUGCAUUUUCAUACAAUCUGGCUGCAGGGCACAGGCUGAUCUGGAUUAUCAAUGCUUGAAGAAGCUAAUGAAGAACGUGAGCAUGAAUCAAGCCAAUUACCAGUCAACAAAACCUUUCGCAAGUGGUUUCGUACAAGCAAGAGGAUGGCGUGAGGGUUAAACUGAAAUGGAUGCAAGUAAUUGAAACAUGCCCACAAGGACAGUUCUAUCCUGUGUGUUUAUUUUUCUCCUCCCAUGGAUAGGAGUGCAAAAUCACGGGCACAAGUUAACCUUCAAUAAUAAUAAUAAUAAUAAUAAUAAUCAGGAGAGCUGGGUAUUGUUAUGUUUUGGUGCCCAAAGAAGCAUUGGCCUCCCAAGGAGGACUCAGCAGCCCUCGUUGAAAAGUACGAAAUAUGUUUCCAUUUUCUGUAAAUGUUUCCAUUGUUGAAGGAGAGAGAAGCAUAUUCAGUUAAGUCAGGAGAGAGAAAGAAGAACAAAAAAAAACAAAGACCGUUAGUUGAUAGCAAUUAGCAUUAGAAAGGAAGCAGCAAAGCCAAACUGCCCUUGUUUCUUCUUUAGAGGUUAUGCUCUGUCUUAACAAGAAAACAAACUAACUCUCUUCUCUCCUUCCGAGAAA
Molecule: messenger RNA, 3080 nt
Organism: Populus nigra (black poplar)
Lineage: Eukaryota; Viridiplantae; Streptophyta; Magnoliopsida; Malpighiales; Salicaceae
Product: ATP-dependent DNA helicase Q-like 5
Exons: 22
Biological process (GO): double-strand break repair via homologous recombination
Cellular component (GO): nucleus; cytoplasm; chromosome
Molecular function (GO): nucleic acid binding; ATP binding; four-way junction helicase activity
Source: RefSeq, a predicted model, not a curated record